Messenger RNA from Ambispora leptoticha, 912 nucleotides. Lineage: Eukaryota; Fungi; Glomeromycota; Glomeromycetes; Archaeosporales; Ambisporaceae. The record is from the annotation of a GenBank genome assembly.
AUGGGCAAUAAAAUGGGGAUAAAUUCGCGCCGUCGUAAGCAGUCUGUAAGCAGCCGAAAAGUUAGUAGACCAUCUCCCGGAUCAAGUUUUUCACUCGAAGAACCACAAGCAUCAGAAUAUUCAAAGGAUAAACGUGUGGAUGAUAUCCAACAAUUUUAUAAUCAUAUGCGACAUUUAUGGCAGGGUUGCUUUUCGGCACAUGUAGAAGAAUCACUUAUACGAGGAUCACUCGUGCUAGAUAUUGGAUGUGGCACCGGAAAUUGGCUAAAAGAGAUGGCGACUGAAUACAAAUACAGUGAAUUCAUAGGCGUCGAUAUUCUACCGCUUCCUGACGAUGUAAAUAGACUCAAGAACAUUAAUUUUGUACAAUCAGAUGCCUUGGAAUUCUUACCAUUUGAGAACAAUUAUUUCGAUUAUGUUCGAAUAAGUAAUAUGUCUAUGUGUUUUCCAGAAAACGAGUGGGGAAAAUUAUUGAAUGAAAUGGCGAGAGUUUUAAAACCGGGAGGAUAUGUAGAAAUAGAGGAACCAGAUUUGGAAUUGUAUAAUCGAGGACCAAUCGCAGAUUAUUUAAUGUCAUAUUUUUUAGAAUCUUACGCUCAGUAUGGAAUAAACGUUAAACUUUACAAAAGACUAGAACUCUACCUCGCCUCUACAAACCAGUUCACCGGUGUCGAAUGGGAUCACAAAACGCUCUCAUUUUCUUCGCUCAUCGAUUUAACUGGAGUGUCUUUAAGCGAAAUCAUGUCAUACUAUUUUGCCGGUAAUUUAGAUUUGACAUCCCAACUUGCUGGGCGUAUGGCUGUCGAAGAGCGAGAGCUGAAGAGUAUGUAUAACCAAAUGCAAAAUGAGAUGAAAUCUUACGAUUCUAAACUACAUUAUUACAGAUUUUGGGGAAGAAAAAUAUCCAUGUAA